AUGGCUUUGUUCUCGGACAGCUCGCGCACCACGGGGGCUUACUACUGCCUCAUCCGGCGGAGGUUCAAGAGGAGGCGGAAGAAACGCUCCGAACGCAAAGGAGUCAUCAGCAAAGCCAUGACAGAAGGUCGAGCCGGGGCGCGGCCACCUCGUAACCAGCAGAGGCUGCUCACCAUAGACGGAGUUGAAGAGGAAACCAUGAGUUCAUGCAGCACUGAUGUUAAGGAAAACCGCAACUUGGACAACCUCUUCUCCAAAGAGGGGGCGGCAGCUGAGGCCACUCAGCUCCCCAACGGGAGUGCUGGGGGUGGGAGGAAGCGCCCCUUAGAGGAGGGCAAUAAUGGGCAUGCACAUUCCAAGUACAGGCCCAAGAAGCGUAAGAAAAUCCCCGGGCCCAUUCUGCCAAAGAAUGCUCUCAUGCAGCUGAAUGAGAUCAAGCCCGGGCUGCAGUACAAGCUGCUCUCGCAGACCGGGCCUGUCCACGCACCCGUCUUUGUGAUGACUGUGGAGGUCAACGGGCAGCUGUUUGAGGGCUCGGGCCCGACCAAGAAGAAGGCCAAGCUGAAUGCUGCGGAGAAGGCUCUGCGCUCUUUUGUCCAGUUCCCCAACGCAUCCGAAGCCCACUUGGCCAUGGGUCGGACGCUGUCUGUCCACACAGAUUUCACCUCCGACCAGGCCGACUUCCCGGACAUGCUCUUUAAUGGCUUCGAAACGUCCCCUCCAGCAGACGACCCCUUUUACUUUGUUUCCAACAGCAACGGCUCGUUGGAAAUAGAGUGCCCGUUGCUAGCCUCCCCCGUCUCCAGUUGCCUGGUCCAGGCACCACUACCUCCACCCCCAUCUACCUUCAUCUCCCCCAUGAGCGGGAAGAACCCUGUCAUGAUCCUCAAUGAGCUCCGCCCAGGCCUCAAGUACGAUUUUGUGUCUGAGAGCGGUGAGAGCCACGCCAAGAACUUUGUCAUGUCGGUGACUGUAGACACAAAGAACUUCCAGGGAUCUGGGAGGAACAAGAAGCUGGCCAAGGCCCGCGCCGCCCAGGCUGCUCUCUCUGCUCUCUUUAACAUGCAGCUGGAUCAGGCGCCGUCGAGGCAGCCCAUCCCGAGAGAAGGACUGCAGCUUCACUUACCGCAGGUUCUUGCGGACGCCGUCUCCCGUGUCGUCGUGGACAAGUUUAGUGAGUUGACGGACAACUUCACAUCCCCGCAGGCGAGAAGAAAAGUCCUGGCUGGUGUCGUGAUGACAACAGGCACUGAUGUGAAGGAGGCCCAGGUUAUCUGUGUAUCCACGGGGACGAAGUGCAUAAACGGCGAGUACAUGAGCGACCGUGGCCUGGCGCUCAAUGACUGCCACGCCGAGAUUGUGGCCCGCCGCUCGCUCAUUAGGUACCUUUAUUCCCAGCUGGAGCACUUCCUCAGUAACAACAAAGAGGACCAUCAGACGUCAGUCUUCACCAGGUGUGACAACAAAGCUGGAUUUAAACUGAAGGAAAACGUCCAGUUCCACCUCUACAUCAGCACAUCGCCAUGUGGGGAUGCCCGCAUCUUCUCACCACAUGAAGCCGGAGUGGAGGACCAGGGAGACAGACAUCCAAACAGGAAGGCCCGUGGGCAGCUACGCACUAAAAUUGAGUCUGGGGAGGGAACGAUCCCAGUACGCUCCAGUAACACCAUUCAGACGUGGGACGGGGUUCUCCAGGGGGAGAGGCUGCUGACCAUGUCCUGCAGUGACAAAAUUGCCAGGUGGAACGUGGUGGGUUUCCAGGGCUCUCUAAUGAGCUACUUCACUGAGCCUAUCUACUUCUCCAGCAUCAUCCUGGGCAGCCUCUACCACUCCGACCACCUCUCCCGGGCCAUGUACCAGAGGAUUACAGAGAUUGAGGACUUGCCGCAGUCAUUCACCUUGAACCGACCACUUCUCAGCGGAAUAAGCAACGCAGAGGCUCGCCAGCCAGGGAAAGCGCCAAACUUCAGCGUGAAUUGGACAUUGGGAGACCAAGGACUCGAGGUGAUCAACGCCACCACGGGAAAAGAUGAUCUGGGACGGCCCUCCAGACUCUGCAAACAUGCUCUCUAUAGCCGCUGGAUUCGCCUACACAGCAAGCUUUGCUCAACUCUGAGGAUCCAAACAGCCAAACCCAACUCAUACCAUGAGGCCAAGCAGGCAGCGGUAGAGUACCACUCAGCCAAGCAGGCGCUGAUAAAGGCUUUCCACAAGGCCGGACUGGGAGCCUGGGUGAAGAAACCAAUAGAGCAGGAUCAGUUUGCCCCCACAAACUGAGUCACUUCCUUUUUUCUUUUCUUUUUUUUUGCGGGGGGGGCCGUAUUUUAAAUACUCCAGUAUCAAACUGCUGGCUUCACCCUCCAGAACUGGAUUAACACCUUGGAACGACUCAAAUCUCCAGUAAUUACAGUUGUGGAAAUUUUUUUUCCUGAUACUAGAUUGUCUCGGAGAUGGUCUCUGAGUCUGGGAAUGUGUGUUACUGGGAAGAGAGGCACCAAAUGCAAACUAUACAGAAUUCAUGUUCCAUGA
Molecule: messenger RNA, 2529 nt
Organism: Lampris incognitus (smalleye Pacific opah)
Lineage: Eukaryota; Metazoa; Chordata; Actinopteri; Lampriformes; Lampridae
Gene: adarb1a
Product: adenosine deaminase RNA specific B1a
Exons: 11
Coding region: 1-2277 (758 amino acids)
Biological process (GO): RNA processing; adenosine to inosine editing
Cellular component (GO): cytoplasm; nucleolus
Molecular function (GO): tRNA-specific adenosine deaminase activity; double-stranded RNA adenosine deaminase activity; double-stranded RNA binding
Source: RefSeq, a predicted model, not a curated record